AUGGUACGGGUGAACGACUCAAACGACACAAAUACCAGUUCCGAACACGAAGACUCUUCAUCAAACUACGUACGGUUGGCUGGCAACGGUCUCCCGGGUGGCGAGCAACAGGCAAGCUCAUCCGGUGUAGCCGCUGCACCGACGAAUGAGAAUAGCAGUCCAGGAAGAUCGAAUCAGCUUGCUUUGCCCUCCUCGUCAACGGCAGCAACCACAUCUUCAAGUCAAUAUGUGAUUCCUCUUGAUGAGAACAGUCACAGAUAUGUUGGACUUGUCAAUCAGGCGAUGACGUGCUAUCUCAACAGUCUGGUACAGUCUCUCUACAUGACACCCGAAUUCCGCAAUGCAAUGUACGAAUGGGAGUACGUCCAAUUGCCGGCACACAUCAAGGAACAGAGGAAGAAAGCUGAGCAGAGCAUUCCUUGCCAACUUCAAAAGCUCUUCCUCCUACUUCAAACCACGGAAAACGACUCGUUGGAGACAAAGGAUUUGACACAGAGCUUCGGAUGGACAUCAAAUGAAGCGUACGAUCAGCAUGACGUUCAAGAACUGUGCCGUCUGAUGUUUGAUGCGUUGGAGCACAAGUGGAAAGGAACGAAGCAUGAGAAGCUGAUUCAGGACUUGUACAGAGGUACCUUGGAAGAUUUUGUGGCUUGCUUGAAUUGCGGCCGAGAAAGUGUCAAGACGGACUACUUUCUGGAUUUGUCGCUUGCCGUGAAGCCAUUUGGAGCCAUUCACGCCUACAAAAGCAUCGAGGAAGCGCUCAAUGCGUUUGUCCAACCAGAACUUCUCAACGGCUCCAAUCAGUACAUGUGCGAGAACUGCAAAAGCAAUCAAGACGCUCAUAAAGGACUCCGCAUCACACAAUUCCCAUAUCUCUUGACAAUCCAGCUGAAACGCUUCGAUUUCGAUUACAACACAAUGCAUCGUAUCAAGCUGAACGAUAAGAUGACGUUCCCAGAUGUGCUGGAUUUGAAUGAAUAUGUGAGUAAGGAGAAGCGUCCGGCGCCUACACCUUCAGCAACCACCACCACCACAACGUCACCACCGAAAUCAGCAUGGAAAACGAUUCCAGCGAAAGACGAGGAUGACGAUAUGGAGCUGGGAUCACCGAAUGCGAAGAGAAGCACGCCAGGAAAUCAAUCUCCGAACCGGUACAGCUCUCGAGGCGAUGAGAAUGGUAAUUUCAGUUAUUCAACUUUUAAAAAUUUAAAUUUCAAAAUUUCAGUGAUCGUUGGCCAGCCAAUCGAUCAUGAAUCCGUGGAGAGCAUUAUGAAGACCAAUGGUGAAGACGUCUACGAGCUAUUCUCCGUGAUGGUCCACUCUGGCAACGCUGCAGGUGGCCACUACUUCGCCUACAUCAAGAACUUGGAUCAGGAUCGGUGGUACGUGUUCAACGACACGCGGGUCGACUUCGCCACUCCCAGCGAAGUGGAGAAGAGUUUUGGAGGACACCCCAGCGGAUGGAAUCAGUCCAAUACGAAUGCAUACAUGCUCAUGUACAGAAAGAUCGACAGAAAACGGAAUGCCAGCUUCAUCCUCAGCAACCAAUUGCCUCAACACAUCAAGGAUUCUCGAGAGAAAUGGAAGAGGCUGGAGCAAGAGGCUGAGGAGGAGCGUCUUCGCAAGUUGAGUCUGAUUCAAGUCUACGUCAAUAUCAACUAUCCAUUCCCGUCGUAUGCGCAUCUCCCGGAAAAGAAGCAACUCGAUUUAACGCCACAGAAGUAUCAAAUCGCCGAUGACUUCUGCGAGUACAAAAUUGAAAUAUCGAGAGAGCAGCCGAUCAAAUCCGUGUUCCAAUGUGCCUUUGAUUUUUUCAAUGAGCGUGCUCGUGCCUACAACUUGCCUUUCUCCAGAAACAAUUCUCGUCUGAUCUACGUUGAACACGGACAGCUGGAAAUGGAUUUUCGGUCUCCAAAAGACAUGGAAAAGAAACUGAGGUCGGUGUUCAGUUCGCAUCACGGUGAACCAAUAUCCAUGUACGGUGUGCACUUCAUCCUCGAUGUUCGUAUUGGUUCUUCAUUCUUUAACAUCGACAUCCAGAAUAGGAUGACUAUAAAAGUACAACGUGUGGAUAUCGGAAAGAAGACGACUGCUAAUGAGCUGACUAUCGUGAUAUCAGGAGAUGAGAAAAUGCUGAAAGUGAAGCAAUGGAUUGGUACUCAGUUCAGAGAUGACAUUCGUGAUGUAUUGGAGGCAAGAGUCGUACUGGAAGCCGCUUCAUCUAGAUGUGAAUUCAUGCUGAUUGAUAGUCAGCAUAAUUCUAAGGAAUUCCGAAGUCUUAUAUCGCAGCACAUGGGACAUGCAACACCUACACUCUACUACGAUGGUGGCAUGAGCACAAUGAUCACAGAAGAGUCGAAGGAAGCAACAAUUGCUGAUCGGAAACUUCCAUUCGAAAAGUCCCAGAUGUACCAGAUCCUUGAUAGAAAAUGCUUCUCAACAUUUGUCAAAGUUCGCCUGCCAUCACAAGAUGAAGUUGAGAAGGCGGCAUCAACGAAGAACGCGUUCCAAGGACCAAGUUGGGAAGAGACUUUGGCCAUCAUGAAAGCGGAAGAUCGACUGUGGAAUGAGCCACGAGCAGCAGCAGUAGAAGUGAUGUCUACAGUAUCCAGAGCCGAGACAACUGAUGCAGUGACUGAAGUAGAUGAUGAGCCUAUCCCAUCCGGAAGAGGGUCUACAGCAUCAAUGCGUUCUGUGAGCAUGGAUGACAUUGAAGGAGACAUUGGUAUAUCCGGAAGUCUGUGCAACAACACACCGCAGAUGUCCCCAUGUGUAUCUGAGGGAGACGACAUUGAUGAGAAGGCAUUGGACGGUAAAUCCCAGCUUAUGGCUGAUUACAUGCAGAAGACAAGUCCCGAAUUCUACUACAAUCGAGAUCCACAGAGCCCUGUGAACAAAAACUUGAAGAUUGCUCUCCACGAGGAGACCCCAUCGGAAGCAUUGUCGGCUGUCAGCAGUGGACAAUCAACACUCGUUCCUUCCACUUCGAAUCAAGCUCUCUCCAGUAUGGCUCGUAGUGCGAUAGAUGAAGCUUUUGAUGCCAAGAUAACAACAGUGUUCUCUCAUGAGAACUACCACAAACUCGACGUGGAUAGUAGAAUGAGAGUAGUCGAGUUCAAGAAAUGGGUCGCCGAGCAGUUGAACAUGGACAAAGAUCAGUUCGUGAUUGUGAAGCACGCGUCGGAUGAUGGAUCGGAUACUGGAUAUGAGACCAACUUCAUGGAUGAUGAAACUGUUUCUGGUGCGUUCCAAUCAUGCUUCAUAUCUAUCAAACUGCGAGCACCAUUGAAGCAGGAUGAGAAGAUGAUUCAAGUCAUUCUGUUUGAUAUGCUUGAGAAUCAGAGAGACAAUUGGAAGCCACUCUUCGAACUCCCUGUAUCCCAGAGCACGGUUAUUGGUGACAUCCUUUUGCAAUGCAUUCGAAUGUACAAUGAGGUGUAUGGAGAGGAGCUCACACCGAAAGCAGUCCGGCUACGUGACGUCUCCACUACAGGGCACUACAAUGCGAAGGCGAUUCUCAACCCAAAUGACACUUUGGAGAAACGAGGAUACAACUGGUGCUCGCACAUCUACAUGCAGAUCGUCACCGAUGAAGCAGUGCUUGGUAAGCCUGGAGAUCCAAUUUUGGUGAGGAGGUUCCGCCCGUCGACCGUAGAAGUCAGUCCGACGCACGAGGUGCUUGUCGAUUCGAAUGCCGAGAAUCCUGUUUUGUCGUUUAUGGAAGCGCUGACUAAAGUGUCUGGAAUUCCACUGGAUCGGCUAGCAAUCACAGAGCCGAAAGAGUUCAAUUGGCAGAAAUGGCCAUUUGUAAAGAGCCGUUUGGAUAUGUUGGAGAACAAAGUGGCAUUCGCCAAGGAUCUCCAUCUCAACUACCCCAGCCCGAAGGAUUUUGUCGAGAAGACUGGGAGUCGAGUUCUCUACUACAAGGAUUCAGAAGAGGAGCCGAGAAUUCUGACGGAGGACGAGCGCAAGCAGAUCAAGAUUAAAGAGAACGGGCAGUCGGCGAAUGCGAAUCGUCGAAAGGAGAGGCCACUUCGAAUUCAGAUGAGCAGUGUGUGUGAAGGCUAA
Messenger RNA from Caenorhabditis briggsae, 4068 nucleotides. Gene Ontology annotation, biological process: protein deubiquitination. The transcript has 6 exons. Gene Ontology annotation, cellular component: cytosol; nucleus. The record is from RefSeq and is a predicted model, not a curated record. The coding region runs from base 1 to 4068 and encodes 1355 amino acids. Lineage: Eukaryota; Metazoa; Nematoda; Chromadorea; Rhabditida; Rhabditidae. Gene Ontology annotation, molecular function: cysteine-type endopeptidase activity; cysteine-type deubiquitinase activity.